CAAUUGCCAAGGGAGGGCACUGUUAGAUACGUUUUAUUAGGAAGUAAACGGUUGACUGACAGACCGUGGUAACAUCGUCAACAACAUCAUUGUUCUUCCUUCGAUUCCCUCAUAAAUUUUCUACCUGACAGAACCUUGUGGUGACUUUGACGAAAGUGAGAUUUGUGUAGCAGUGAAAUUUUUACAAGAAGGCCCACUAUGGAUGGCUCAAUAUAUUUGUGUCUUCUGAUUAUAUUGACUCUGCUGCAUUGGCCAUCCAUCCCAGUCGAAUGUUCUCCAGUCUAUAAAAGUAAGACAGCAGGUAAUCCACUCUUGAUCGUUUCAUUUGAUGGAUUCAGAUGGAAUUAUUUGCAAAGAACUGCGACUCCAAAUUUUGACAAAUUUCUCCUCAAUGGUGUUCACGCAAGAUAUGGCCUGAAAAAUGCUUUCAUUACCAAAACUUUCCCCAACCAUUUUACUCUUGCGACAGGUUUAUGGGAAGAAAGCCAUGGGAUUGUUGCAAACACCAUGUAUGAUCCCAUCCUUAAUCAAAGUUUUACCAUGAGGAAUGCAACGGCUCAAAGUGAUCCGGCCUGGUUCGACGCUGGUGGGGAACCUAUCUGGGUUACAAAUCAAAUACAGAAGACAGACGGACGAAGUGGGGUCAUGAUGUGGGUCGGAGGAGAGGCGCCAGUAAAGUGGGUCUUGCCAUCAAGACAUGUGCGAUAUGAUGGGAGCAUGAAGAACUUUUCAAAAGUCGACACUGUGAUCAGUUGGUACCUUGACAAGUAUCCUAUCAAUUUGGGGAUGAUGUACUUUGACCAACCUGAUGCAUAUGGCCAUGCGUUUGGACCUGAUUCAGAUGAGGUGACGCGGAUGAUUGGAGGUCUUGAUGAAGUGGUUGGAUAUUUAUUACAACGCCUUGAAGAAGUUGGUUUAUUGGGCAAAAUUAACGUCAUAUUAACGAGUGAUCAUGGCUUUGCAGAAACACCAAAGAAAAAUUUUAUCAACUUAGAUGAUUACAUCGACCCUGAGACAUAUGAGAUUGCUUCAACCUCACCAGUUGCUGAUAUUUGGCCUCAUGAGGGAAAAUUAGAAGAAAUCUACAUGAAGCUGAAAAAAGGAUCGGAAAAAUCAGGACACUUUACAGUUUUCAAGAAGGAAGAGAUUCCAACAGAAUUUCAUUACACCAAGAACCAGCGGAUCCCCCCUAUUGUGGUUGUGGCUAAGGACACGUUCUCAUUCACCAUGGCCAAACACCCUUAUUACAACAAGGGAAACCAUGGAUUUGACAACCGUCUUCAGGACAUGCAUCCGUUUUUCGUGGCCAUGGGCCCGGCCUUCAAGAGCGGAUAUGCCGUGGACACGUUCCACAGCGUGGAUGUCUACCCCUUGAUGUGCCAUCUGCUAGGUCUCGAGCCGUCCGCCAACAACGGGACUAUGGAAGUGGUGUCACAGCUCCUGAUGUCCACUCAGGACUCGUCUUCCUCUGUUGUCACAUUUACUACGUACGUGAUCGGCAUCGUGGUGAUAUCUUGUGUCGCUGGGCUCUACAUGGUGGCUGCCUGCCGCUACCAUCGCUACCUGAGUUUGAAGCGAAAGUCUUACAAACUACUGGCCGAGUCGAGCCUCUCUGCGCGGCCGAGCUCCUCUCUCACCAGCACAGCUGUGGUUACCGUAGGAACUUCCUCAGACUCCAGAAAGACAAACGAGGCGAAGACGCCACUCUUGGCUGAUGUGGAUGGCGAUAACUGAAGACUGUGUUUCUCUCCCCAAAGUACUUAUAAACAGAAUGUGCUUUCAUUAGCUAGGAAUGUUCCACGUGAAGAAUGCCAGGGGGAUAGCCGCAGUUAAUUUUUAGAUCACUUUAAGUUACGCCCCAUGUGGGCGCUAUGACGUUACAGUUUAACGUAAUGCAACAUUUUAAAAGGACAUAAUAAGGAAGGGUCCAUGUAAAAAUAAAGGGGGAGGGGGGGGGGGGACUAUGAUGUACUUUUGAAGUUAUGAGGUUCCAAACUUUAAGGCUAAGCUUUCUCAACAUCAUCAAAAUGUCUCUGCUUUUUUCCCCCUUGGCAGUCUUAGCAUGUAUAAUUUUUAGCAGACAAGAGCUUUGCUCAAAACAAUGAUUUUUACUCCUCAACACCCCCC
Messenger RNA from Aplysia californica (California sea hare), 2127 nucleotides. Its product is annotated as ectonucleotide pyrophosphatase/phosphodiesterase family member 5. The record is from RefSeq and is a predicted model, not a curated record. Bases 199 to 1734 code for a protein of 511 amino acids. Lineage: Eukaryota; Metazoa; Mollusca; Gastropoda; Aplysiida; Aplysiidae. The transcript has 5 exons.